AUGGCUACCGCUCAGGCUGAGAAACCAGCCACCAAAACCUUUGCUAAUGAUCCCGAUGAUGUCUCCGACUACGAUUCCGAGGAUGACUAUUCCGACGACGACACCCAACAAAAGCCUCAACAGCAACAGCAACAACAACAACAACAACGCCGCCGUCGUCGUCCCCAGCAGCAAAAUCCCAACGAUGAAGACGACACCUACUAUUCCGAUGAGUACUCGGAUGACUACGAUGACUACGACGAUGAAGAUGAUGACUACUACGACGACGAGGAAGAAGAGGUCCAGGCCAUGGAACGCUACCAGCCCACCACCAUCAGCAGCCGCGACAAUGUGCCCGCACAACCGAUCGCAAACGGCGGCAUGCAGGAGGCGGAAGGCAAAACCGGCGAUGACUGGGAGGAUCAAGACGGAAUGAAGUUGAAAUUGGAAUUGAACUUGGAUAUCGAAGUCGAAUUAAAGGCUCAUAUCCAUGGUGAUUUGACGUUGUCGUUGCUGGUAUCUACCUUUGGAUUUUAUCUCAUAUUUUCAUGCCUUGCUUAUAAGAAAAGAUAUCUCUGGACAUUAACUAACAGUACGUUGUCUACUACUUCUCCUUUGUUUAUAAGAUACAAUCCUGUUAUUGGUCGUAAUUCUCAGAUGGUUUCUUGGUAUUGUGAAGUGGUCGUGAAACGAUUCUUUACCUCAAAUAUAUUUGGAGAGGGUGGAUAUAGUCUAGCUAUACGAUAUACUCUCGUAGCCUGUUCAUCUAGUACUCAUAUCAGAGAACCUUGA
Messenger RNA from Aspergillus niger, 771 nucleotides. RefSeq lists its product as uncharacterized. The transcript is spliced from 7 exons. Bases 1 to 771 code for a protein of 256 amino acids. The record is from RefSeq and is a predicted model, not a curated record. NCBI's taxonomy places the organism in Eukaryota, Fungi, Ascomycota, Eurotiomycetes, Eurotiales, Aspergillaceae.